CGGACUCCCUAGCGCCCGGUUAUCGAUUCUCGUAAGCAGUUUGUGUCUGUUUCCAUCUCACCUUCCUCCAUUUCACUAUCAAUUGCAAUAGUUGAUAGUACGAAGCUUUUUUCCAUCUAUUGUCAUGUGGCAGAAUCAACCACAACAAUUCAAUCAGUAUGGUAAUAAUAACAACAAUUACUAUAAUAUAAUCGCUGAAACAACUACAUUCAAUCCAAAUCCAAACGCUUCAAUUGAUUUUGUCGUGACUCAAGUGGAUCGAUUGUCCAAUCAGAUUAACAGUUUAGUUGCUGAUGGAGAAACAGCAGGUCUACAAAUUGCUGAUCGUGGGGUCGAAACUUUUAAUCGAAUGUCAAAUGCUUUCAAUAAUGGAACAAUACAAAAUAUCAAUCGAAUCGGGGACAUUGCAAGUGAAAAGUUUCACAACUGGCCAGUAACAGAACUCAUUAUUAUGGUAACUAUUGGUGCAGUUUUGGUUGUGAUAACUUUAAUAUUCCUCUUUGUCUUAUGUGGAGAACGCGUCACUUUGUAUCGGAAUCGAAAGAAGUUGACAACUGAAAUGGAUAUUGAGACUAUCUGAAGACUUCAUUCAAUUUCCAUAUUAUUAUUGCUCGAUCUCAUUUUCAUUUGUGUACUAAAAACUCCAUGAUUGAAUAAAAUAAAAGAAAAAGUGU
This is a messenger RNA of Caenorhabditis elegans, 674 nucleotides long. RefSeq names its product t-SNARE coiled-coil homology domain-containing protein (gene C50B8.4). The transcript is spliced from 4 exons. The record is from RefSeq and is marked reviewed. NCBI's taxonomy places the organism in Eukaryota, Metazoa, Nematoda, Chromadorea, Rhabditida, Rhabditidae. Bases 125 to 580 code for a protein of 151 amino acids.